Messenger RNA from Chionomys nivalis (European snow vole), 3823 nucleotides. It is a transcript of the gene Ddx59, whose product is annotated as DEAD-box helicase 59. The transcript is spliced from 8 exons. NCBI's taxonomy places the organism in Eukaryota, Metazoa, Chordata, Mammalia, Rodentia, Cricetidae. The record is from RefSeq and is a predicted model, not a curated record. Gene Ontology annotation, molecular function: nucleic acid binding; ATP binding; RNA helicase activity. The coding region runs from base 192 to 2054 and encodes 620 amino acids.
GGGACGCGGAGCUGCGCGGGCCAGUCGGCCGGAAGUUCAGCCCAGCGCCUGGAAAGGAGCGGCCCGAGCGAGAACGGACGCGGCCGGGUCCGCGCGGUAAAACUCGCUGGCACAUCAUGAAGUACUAACGUGAACUUAACUGAGGGUAAAAUAUAUCUCUUGGUGCAAUUUCCUCAACAGACUAUUAAAGAAUGUUUGUUCCAAGAUCAUUGAAAAUCAAGAGGAAUUCUAAUGAUGACCUCAAAGGCUGUGUAGGUAAGAAAAGUAAGCCAGAAGCGGAAGCCGUUCAGCUGGACAGUGCUGGAGCCAUUCCAGUUCACGCUUCAGUUACCAAAGAAGCUGUCGCUGCCGACAGGCCCAGCAGUGCCUCAAGCCCCUCAUCCAGGCCCUCUGACCAGUUGGCUGAGGCUUGUUUGGUAGGACCUGAACAGGGUGCAAAGGACAGCGUUCCUUCCGAAGAGCCUGUGAAGUCAUUUUCCAAAAGCCAGCGCUGGCCGGAGCCUGGGGAGCCCGUGUGCGUUGUCUGUGGUCGCUACGGGGAGUACAUCUGCGAUAAGACUGAGGAGGAUGUGUGCAGCUUGGAGUGCAAAGCGAAGCAUCUGUUGCAGGUUAAGGGAGAGGAGCAGUCGCCGAAGGCCAGCAGCCCGCAGAGAGCUGCUUCCGAGCCUGAGUCCCCACUGGGUGCCUUUUAUGUCUAUAGAGAGCACCCAUUUAUUGGGGCCCUGAGAGAGGACCAGAUUGAAACACUCAAACAGCAGCUGGGUAUCUCGGUUCAAGGACAAGAAGUUGCCAGACCCAUUAUUGAUUUUGAGCACUGUGGCUUCCCUGAGACCUUAAAUCAGAACUUGAAAAAGUCGGGCUACGAGGUGCCAACUCCCAUCCAGAUGCAGAUGAUCCCUAUGGGGCUUCUGGGAAGAGACAUUCUUGCCAGCGCAGACACCGGCUCAGGAAAAACAGCUGCUUUCCUCCUUCCCGUUAUCAUCCGAGCUUUAUUCGAGGACAAAACUCCAUCAGCACUCAUUCUUACACCAACGAGAGAACUGGCCAUCCAGAUAGAGAGGCAAGCCAAGGAACUGAUGAGUGGUCUGCCACGCAUGAAGACGGUGCUUCUCGUGGGGGGCCUGCCUUUACCCCCACAGCUCCAUCGCUUGCGCCAGCAGGUGAAGGUUAUCAUAGCAACCCCCGGACGACUUCUGGAUAUAAUAAAACAGAACUCCGUAUCACUUGGUGCCAUAAAAAUUGUGGUAGUAGACGAAGCCGACACCAUGUUGAAGAUGGGCUUUCAACAGCAAGUGCUUGACGUUUUGGAAACCACUCCUGCUGAUUGUCAGACCAUCUUGGUUUCUGCCACGAUCCCAGGCAGCAUAGAGCAGCUUGCAGAGCAGCUUCUGCACAACCCUGUGAGGAUUAUCACUGGGGACAAGAACCUGCCCUGCCCCAGCGUGCGGCAGAUCAUCCUAUGGGUAGAAGACCCAGGCAAAAAGAAGAAGUUAUUUGAAAUCUUAAAUGAUAAGAAGCUCUUUAAACCUCCAGUGUUAGUAUUUGUGGACUGCAAACUAGGUGCAGAUCUGUUGAGUGAAGCAGUUCAGAAAAUCACAGGUCUACACAGCACGUCCAUCCACUCAGAGAAGUCUCAGCUGGAAAGGAGAGACAUACUGAAGGGAUUACUGGAAGGAGACUAUGAGGUGGUGGUGAGCACAGGAGUCCUGGGCCGAGGACUGGACUUGGUCAACGUCAAGCUGGUUGUGAAUUUUGAUAUGCCUUCAAGCAUGGAUGAGUAUAUUCAUCAGGUCGGCAGGGUGGGGAGACUCGGUCAAGAUGGAACCGCGAUUACUUUUAUCAAUAACAACUCUAAACGGCUCUUCUGGGAUGUUGCCAAAAGAGUGAAGCCCACAGGAUCCAUCCUCCCCCCACAACUGCUAAAUUCCCCUUACCUUCAUGAGCAGAAGAGGAAGGAGCAACAGAAAGACAAACAGACACAGAGCAACCUGGUCACGGGGGCUAACCUCAUGGACAUUAUCAGGAAACAUGAAAGGAGCAAUUCACAAAAAUGACCUGGUAUGCCACUUCCAGCAGGCUUUACUAUGUAUUAUCAGUAAAAUUUCUAAUAACUGCUAUAUGAUUGAGUAAAUAAAAAUGUACAAGGAACAAGCUGGGUGGCGGUGGUGGCGCACGCCUUUAAUCGCAGCACUCAGGAGGCAGAGGCAGGCGGAUCUCUGAGUUUGAGGCCAACUUGGUCUACAAGAGCUAGUUCCAGGACAGGCUCCAAAGCUACAGUGAAACCCUGUCUCGAAAAACAACAACAACAACAAAAAAUGCACAAGGAACUGGACAGUGGUCGCACACGACUUUAAUCCUAAUAUUCAGAGGUGGAGGCAGGCAGAUUUCUAUGAUUUCAAGACCAGCCUGGUCUAUUGUGUGAGUUCCAGGACAGCCAGGAUUGUUAGUUUUUCUUAGGGGGAUAAAAGGCUAAAAAAAAUAAAAAAAAAACUGCAAGGAACAGAGGAAUCUUUAAGAUCUUUUUUAAAUUUAAUAAAAUUUGUACAGUAAUAGUGUAUUUAUUUCAAUUCACAACUUUGUUAUUAAAAAUAAAAUCAGAAGAUAAAUUGCUUUAAAAAAAAUGCAGUUUGUGUCCUCUGACCAGCAUUCUCUGUUGUUUAAAUAGGUCGUUCCCUGAGCUAUUGCUGUCAGGGCAGGACCCUCCCUCCCCAGCACGGGCUCCUGCCCUGCCCCAGCAGCACCAGAAGCACACUGAGGCUUGAGUCCUUGUUGGAUGGUUAGGAAGAAAGUGAAUGAUUGCAACGUGAAACUCCAAAGUGCUUUGAAAAGAAGUACAAAUGUCUAGUUUUGUUCCCAGUUGCUUUCCCUUUGGCUUGGUUAGCAACUUUUAAAACUUCCUCCCCAAAUGGUUCUACCAACAGGAGAUCAAGCAGUCGAAUGUAUGAACCUCUGGGGCCAUUGGCUUUCUUUUCAUUAAAAACCAGUAGCAUUUGUUGGGGAAAUUUAGGAGCAGUCAUACAGGCGUUGAGGUGGAACUUUGAGCUAAAGCAUCUUCCCUGAGCUGUCACAAACGAGUGCCUGAUGCAGUGUGCAUCCCUCGGACUCUGUGUCUGUGUGCAUAUUUAUGUACGCAUAACCUCAAGGGAGCCUGGGAAGCCAAGGAUUCAGAGUCCCAAGUGCUACCUACAGCAAGGAUGCUGCAGGGGUGAGCUGCGUGCUGAUAAUUUCUGGGCAGCGGGACAGCUGAGUCUUGUUUGCUUGUUUGUUUUAAACUAGAUUCAAAGUUAUUUUAAGGAAAAUUGGGGUAGCCAAAAAAGUAAGAUGACUUUCUGAAUCAACCCUUCUGGGAAAGUCAGGUGUAGUAAGUAGCUCAUUCAUGCCUGUAAUCCCAAGAAUUAGCAGUCUGAGGCAGGAGGAUCACUGCCAGUUUAAGACCAGCUUGGCCUACAAAGUGAGACCCUUUUUUAAAAAUCAAACAAAGCAACAGCAAAUGAUGAAAAUAUAUUUGAACAAACAAGCAAACAAUACCACAAGUGGUAAGGUGACUUCACUGGUAAUUUAAACUCAGCUGCUUCUGUCCCACUGCUGUGUUCCAGCGGCCUUUCAGCUGGCUGUUGAUCUCCUUAGGACCCACUGUAAGCUUAAUAAUUUGUUGUGUGGAGUAGCUGAGAGGUGCGGUGGAGGAGGAAAAGAGCUUACAUCCCAGAUGAGAACUGAAUUCAGGGCCUGAGUCCCUGGAGGGGGAGCCCACUGUUAGUGCACCCCCUGUCCUGAGUCCCAGGAGGGGGAGCCCACUGUUAGUGCACCCCCUGUCCUGAGUCCC